This is a messenger RNA of Trichoderma breve, 942 nucleotides long. RefSeq lists its product as uncharacterized. Bases 1 to 942 code for a protein of 313 amino acids. The transcript is spliced from 3 exons. The record is from RefSeq and is a predicted model, not a curated record. NCBI's taxonomy places the organism in Eukaryota, Fungi, Ascomycota, Sordariomycetes, Hypocreales, Hypocreaceae.
AUGAACUUGAACCACCUACCUGCGGUUCAUAGCUCGCAAUCUGUUGAUAGGCUUCUAUCAGUUGACAUGGCCACCACAUCUUUAGCCAAACCACCGCCUGAUAAGACAAAGAGUUUUGAGAGCAUUGUAGAAAGUCGCCUAAAGAGUCCAAGCAUAGUGUUCGCUAGUAAUGAGACUGGAGAACCAGGUUUAAUGGAUUUGCCUACAAUCAAUCAAGCUACUGAGAAAGCUGCAAUAACCUCAAACCGCCUGGCAAAGCAUUUGCCUAUGCCGCCUCCCACACCACCUGCAUUUGCUUUGUCUCAAGCAGACAAAGCGUCUCAAAGUAUCAUGGAGAGCAUUAUACCUUCAGUCAACCGCCUACCGAAAUCCAGUACUCCCGCGCAGAUCAGCAGCAUCCCCGAGACCCCUAUUAGUGCUUGUUCCUCCAUACAGCAAUUUCUGGGUAAUGCCGCAGAGCGAGGGAUUGAUGCAAGCGGCGAUUGGUCUUAUUGGGUCGAUCCCGAACCUUGCCAAUCUACGAUCAAGCCUCUACAGGGGACGGAGGAUUCGUGCAUCCCCUCAUAUCCGAACCAGACUAGCUAUGAGCAUAGCUUCCCCCAUGAUAACAUGGGUGAUAUUGGCAGCGAGAACAACAAUGAUGGCCCCAAUGAUGGCGACGACAGUAGCCUUGCACAUAAUGAUGUGGAGGUCUGCGAGACAAGUAGCAGCGAGAAGGAAGCUGCAGAUUACGACAGUGAGCAGCCAGUACACAAACGCCGCAGGACCAGGCAGUCUCUGGCUACCAAUACACCACCAUGUACUGAUAAUAAUAUAACUCACGGCGAGACAAGCGGCAGCAAGGAGAAUGCUGCAGAUUACGACAGUGUUCAACUACCACGCAAACGCAUCAGAUAUGCUGAACCUGGCAUCAUCAUUAUCGCAAGAUCCAUCAAAGAAUAG